This is a messenger RNA of Synchiropus splendidus (mandarinfish), 3051 nucleotides long. RefSeq names its product GRB2-associated-binding protein 1-like. The transcript has 14 exons. NCBI's taxonomy places the organism in Eukaryota, Metazoa, Chordata, Actinopteri, Syngnathiformes, Callionymidae. The coding region runs from base 254 to 2533 and encodes 759 amino acids. The record is from RefSeq and is a predicted model, not a curated record.
UCAGAUAGGGAGGAGGAAGGAAAAGUAGGAGGAGAGCAUGGAAGGAAUGUCCGAGCUCAAGCUUUGUGUUCGGUAUCACACAUCUGAGAGAGUGAAGAGGGAAGAGUCCUUCUGGGAAGCAGGGAGCCUCUCAGGACAGGAGGAGGUGUGACUCAUUUUUUUCGGCUGUUGACAGAGCAGCGGUUCCUGGACAAGCUUGCGGAUUGUGUCAGGAGCAUCUUCCUGUGAGUGGAGAGGAGGCGUGAGCGGCAACAUGAGUGGCUCUGGAGAGGUUGUCUGUGAAGGUUGGCUGAGGAAAUCACCGCCUGAGAAAAAGCUGAGACGUUAUGCAUGGAAGAGACGGUGGUUUGUCCUCCGCAGCGGCCGGUUGAGUGGUGAGCCGGACGUCCUCCAGUAUUACAAGAACCCCCACUCUCGCAGGCCAAUUCGAACUAUUGAUUUGAAUCUGUGUGAACAGGUGGAUGCUGGGCUUUCAUUUACAAAGAAGGAGCUGGAGAACAGCUUUGCCUUUGACCUGAGGACGGAGGAGAGGACCUGGUACCUGGUGGCAGAGACAGAGGAGGACAUGAACCGCUGGGUGUCGUCCAUCUGCCUGCUGUGUGGCUUCAACCCAACCGACGACAUUCCUUCUAGACCUCCUGCUCACGAGAUGUCCUCCAUCCCCCCAGCCAGCCGGAUUAGUGCCACUGCCAUCACUGGCAUCUCCAACUCUUUACCUGAGCCCUACAACGCUGUGAGGGUGUCGCAGAUGGAGUCCAAUGGCAGCAUGGAAGACGACUACUUGUGGUUAUCAAACUGCCAAAGUCACAUCGGGCCCCCAAAAGGAUCCUGCACCUCUCUUGAAGUUGACAGCAACAGCCAACACCUGCGGCCCUCUGCUGCCUCCUCCUCAUGUUCGUCCUCAUCUUCAUCACCUUCUCUUCCUCCAAAUGCCAUGGCACUCCCUCCUGCAUCUUCCUCCGGCUUGAGGACGGUCCCAUGGACAGUAGCUUCAUCCUCAGCACCACGAAGCCAGUCUUUAGAUGCAAGCCUCACCCCUGACCUCCAGAAACCAGGCAGCAAAUUCAGAUGUCACCCGUCUCCACAUCCCAGGAAACACUCUUUGGACUUCCAUCUACGUCCGGUGGCCAUACCUGCCGAUGUGACGCAGGCAUUUAGUGGGUAUCAGUUCCCACGCCCAGCAUCCACGCCGCAGCCACCCCCCCAUCGCCGUCCCUCCUCCACCCCGAGCGUGGACUCCCUCACUCAAGCUGAGCUCUAUUCAUCCACUCCAACACCUCCACCACGCCCACCAAAGCCUGCUUCUAUGACAACCCCAACAGAGGGCGCAGAUGUUGAGAACAGAUCGGAUACUAACUUAACCACAACCUUAGAAAAGGAAGGAAGCAAUGAAGGAGGAGUCAACAUACCAAGGAGUAGAGCUAUUAGUGCGCCAGGACACACGAAGACAGGAUGUGACAGUGUUUUCAUCCCUCGAUCCCUGUCAGACCGAGCGAGCAUGUUUGACUUCAGCGAGAGCUUCAACAGCUACUUUCUGAAUAAAGGAAUGGUCCCGUUGGGCAGUGUGUGCUCAGAAGAUGACGAGGUGGAUGAAAACUACGUUCCCAUGAGUGCAGCCACCACCGAGCCUCCAAUCACAGCACGAGCUGCUCCAGCAGCCCCCACAGACAUCUCUCUCUCCUUCCACGAAGCCAACUACGUCUCCAUGACCCCCCACCCAUCUGGAUUCACCGCACUGCCGAACCCAAGCGCUACCGAUCUUUCUGCUCUGGGAAGGCAAGUACCACCAGUGGCGUACUUGGGCUUCCGCAGCUCACCGUUGACCGCGGCCGCUCCCCUCACCCCUCCACUCCGCAGGAAUACCUUGAACACAUCAGUGGGGAUGGAGGUCAGCGCUGUUCCUCCACCAGUUCACCGAAACCUAAAACCCCAACGCAAAGCAGGUGUCUGUAUGACUCCACCUGCUGACAGGAGGGAGACUGCAGGAGAACGCAACCACAAAACCAGAGUGAAACCAGCUCCCCUGAACAUCACACCAGUGCAGCAGGACUGGCAGGAAGUCCCACCACCUGUUCGCUCGCCCGUUACCAGAACCUUCACACGAGAUCCGUCCAGUUUCCGCUCAGUCGGGCCGAACUCUGGUCACAGCUCCUCCCUCUCCUCUGAUUCAGAUGAACCCGAUGACAACUAUGUUCCCAUGACGACCCCCAAUCUCAGCAUUAGUGCGGGAGAGUCGUCUCUCAGACUCAUGAUGCACCGAGCAUCUGAGGGAGGAGUCAGCAGUCCAUUACCGCGACGAGCACGAAGUGACAAACAGGUGGAGUACCUUGACCUGGACCUGCACACUGGACGGUCGACUCCAACCAGACAGCAGAAGCGUAGCACGGAAGAUCGUGGAGCAGAUGACAAGACCCUCAAUGGCCAGAGCACACGUGUGGACUACGUAGUGGUGGACCCCACAAAAACCAAGGCCCUGAGGAACACCAGAGAGGCCUGGCAUGGAGGACGGAUGUCCACCGAGAAGGAGAAAUGAAACGCCAUCUGAUCAGAGACAUUACUUUUGACAGUAAUUUAUUUUCUGCGCUACCAGUUUUUAUCUGACUAGGAUCCAAGUCCACCUGAGAUUCUUUUUUUUUUUUUAAUCCCACUACUUAGGUAUGUUUGACAAUCAUUAAAAGUUCAUCCCUCAUAAUAAAUCACCAAGGUAUAUAUUACCAAUAAGAGUGGAUCAAUUUCACCAUUUGUUUUUUUUUCUGUUUUGUUUUUUUUUUUCCUCGAGCUGUUACACACAUCUUGCAAUAAUGGUCGGAUUUGAUCAACAAAGAACGCAAAUCUGGAUUAGGCACAUUGUCAAUCGAUAAUGUUUUUUAAUCAUCUUAAUUUUUAAAUCUAUUUCACAGACAUAAAAAUGCAAUGAAAAUACAAAAACAGUCAACCUGUGUGAUCAAAACUUUGCUGGCUUUUGUUUGUUUCUGUAGAAAUCACUUCAACUCUUGCUGCUGUGUGAUUCACCUGUGCUGUGAAGGUCACUUGUGAUCUAGUGAAAAGGUC